Pocillopora damicornis (cauliflower coral) is the source of this 2419-nucleotide messenger RNA. RefSeq names its product ras-related protein Rab-9A. Lineage: Eukaryota; Metazoa; Cnidaria; Anthozoa; Scleractinia; Pocilloporidae. Gene Ontology annotation, biological process: retrograde transport, endosome to Golgi. The record is from RefSeq and is a predicted model, not a curated record. Gene Ontology annotation, molecular function: GTP binding; GTPase activity. Gene Ontology annotation, cellular component: late endosome; lysosome; phagocytic vesicle.
CUGCUCUAUCACGUGAUGCUCAGCUAAUUUGAAGGAACGAAGGCAAUCAGAGGUACAUAAGUUGUUCUUGUCUCUUCUCCCGGUAUGAUUUGUUAAUUUGUACGCUACGGCGAAUCAGAAUGUCUAGCAAGUCAACGUUUCUAAAAGUUGUUCUGCUCGGGGAUGGCGGUGUUGGAAAGUCUUCACUGAUGAACCGAUUUGUAAGCGGCAAGUUCGACACGCAAUCCUUCCACACAAUUGGAGUGGAGUUCUUGAAUAAAGAUGUGAAUGUCGAAGGACAGUCUUACACCUUACAGAUCUGGGAUACAGCUGGCCAAGAAAGGUUUAAAAGCUUAAGGACGCCUUUUUAUCGGGGAUCAGACUUGUGUUUGCUUGUUUACGCCGUUGACGAUGUUCAAAGCUUCAAAAAUUUGGCAAUGUGGCGGAAGGAAUUUCUGUAUUACGCUGAUGUGAAAGACAAGGACACCUUUCCGUUUAUUCUUUUGGGAAAUAAAAUUGACGUUGAAGAGAGGGUUGUGACGCAAGAAGAAGCGCAUAACUUUUGUCUGGAGAUCGGUGGAAUUCCUUACUACGAAACAAGCGCAAAAGACUCGACGAAUGUGGACAAUGCCUUCCAUGCAGCCGUCAAGAGACUGAACGAAUUGGAACAAACCAAAGCAAAAAGUGAUUUCUCUGCCACUGAGGGAGUAAAUUUAUCUAGAGUUACUCAGAGAGAAAGUUCAGGUUGCUGUGAAUAGUCUGGUGAUAUUUAGUUUUUAACAUUUAUUUCUAUUUUACUUAAAAUUAAAAUCGGAUGUUGAAUAUAUGGAGGCGUCGAAUGGUUGAUGAACAUUUCCUUAUCUCGGUUUUCAUUUUGACGAUACUGAUGCAUACAAAAUGUCCAAUUCAUGUUCGCAUAUAUUUCCUUCCUUUUCGAUCUUUUCAAUAGCAGAUGUAAGGGUGAACUUGGGGAAAGGCUCUGGGAAAUUCAUUGAGGUGGUAAAAUUUAGCCUUUCAUUCCCAAGAUCUUAUUGAAAAUCCUCCUUGCUUCCUGCCAUACAGUUCCUAUGAAAUUAGUAAUGAGAAUUUGGUAGAGGAUUUACUAAUAAUUUUCCUGAUUGAAUUUUUUUCACUUUGUUCUCAUCACUUGUCUGUUUGAUUUUGUGUUGAUUUUGUUAGGAGAAUUUUUUCUCUUGAUCACUUAUGGGAGUUGAAGGGUUAAGAAGGAAGGUUAUGAUUAGCUUGCAAACAUGCUCUUCAAUUAGAAAUAUUACCAGAGACUUAGAGGCUUAAAGUAAAGAUGGACAAGAAAUGAAAAGUAAGUGAUAAAAGCCUUUGUCUCUCACACAACUCUUAGAUGAAGGGCCUGGUUACAGGCAGUAGGAUGAUUGAGAUUAGGUUUUGUGAAGGAAAAAAGAUAUAUUACUGGUGCAAUCUGAAUUUUGUUAAUCUUGCCAGAUAUUGAUAUAGAUUCAAGUGUCUAGGUAAAAAAAAGAUCAUGUUUUAGCAAUGACAGAAAAUUAAAAAGAUUCAGUGAGCUAGGAAAUCUGGAGUUUGAAAAGAAUGUUGAAAAACUUACCCAUAAAGAUUGGUUGACCUUUGAACUGCCUUAGAUUUGAUUGAUAAAUUCUCAUUUCUAGCUGUUAUAGAUUUCCUUGUAAACUGGUAAAGAGAAGUAUUUUGCAUAUCAAGAUUACAUCUUCAUUUUAUCAGCAAGAACUGUUUGCUUAAAAAUGUAGUUCACUGCAUAUGGAUCUCUUCUCAGGGUUUAAGAGAGAAUAAAAAUCAUGUUGAGUCUGUCUAUGAAAGAGACGUAUUCCUGUUUAACUCAACUUUUUUUUGUAAAAUAACUCAAAAAUGUCUUGAAAGUUAAAUGGUAUGCAUACAUUUGCUAAAACUACAUUUCUCUGAUAUGUCUCUGACUUGGUUGUCACAGUGAUGCUUUUGUCCCAAAAGACUGAAUACAUUGAAAACAAUAUUUUAGUAAGUUAUCAAUCACACAAAGCGGAUGGUUUGUAUUUUUUUUGUUCCUUCAAGAAAUUAUCUCAAAUAUAGGCAAGUUUCAAGUUAUCAAGAAUAUUUUGCACUCAGCUAGUUAUUUAAAUUGUGUGGAACAGAAAGGUGUCUGCUUUCCCAGGUUAUGUCUUUGAAGCAAGCUAAUGAAUUUAAUGAUAGUGCUUCAAAUAAAUUGUAAUUAUCUGUGUUGUCAUGUCAUCUCAAAAAUCUCAUAAAACAGUAAUUAGUGAUUAAUAUAUUCAAAUAAAGGUGGUUUAAAUAAAGUAAGUUCUAUUUUAGAAGUAAUGUUAGAUGGUAACUGUUACUUCAUCAUCAGAUAGUCUUAGUUACAUGUUAAAGUAGAAGUAUAAAUCAGAUAUGUAUUUUAAUGAGGAUGCACGCAGAUGACAAGAAAAUAAAAGCAACAACAAAUUUUGAAAUUUCA